AGGGAUUUUCGCGCUGGACUAUAAACAAAGAAAAUGUCGGUGUGUAGUUCGUAGCUGUGCUGUUCUCGACGCUGCAGACGGAAGGUGAAAGCUCGUGUCGGUGAUAUCGAAGAUCAUUCGGGCCGCUGGAGGCUGAACUCUGAGCAGCAGUGACACCAUGGUGCUGAAGAUUUUCUUCCCACAGUGCUGUAACCGGGCCGACAGCGGGCUGCUGGUGGGCCGCUGGAUCGCCAAUAAUGACUCGGCCGUGGUGCUGGCGGUCAUCCACUACCCGUUCAUUUCUGGACAGGUCAAACAGUACAUCCAGAAGAUGCAGGCUCAGAGUGGUGUGGAGCUGUCGGUGUUGGGUUCUUGGAGUUUACCCAAAGAGGGUCAGGAGGGCAUGGAGAGCUUCCUCGUAGACCUCAGCACCAUCUUCCCUCAUGAGCGCUGGCUCCAGAUUAGUCGCCAGGUGGGCAAGACGGGCUUCAUCUGUAACGUCCUCCUUCGGGAUCAGAAUGGAAUUGCAUCUCAGCAGAAGGUAAAGAAGAAGAGGGAUGAAGAGGAUGAGAAGACUGAUGGUAGGGAGGAGGAAGGGGAAGAGGAGAAGGUGAUCUUCGUCCACUACGAGCAGAGGAAGGUGAUGCUGUCGGAGCUUCACCCCGUCCAGAAUGGAGUUCCUGACCCCAAAACUGAUCCUCCAUCUGAGCUUAGACAGAUGUUCCACACGGUGGCUCACAGUCAGCCUCUGUUCUUCAUAGAUAGAUACGACGACGGGCCGCUCAAGACGACUCACUGGCAGUCUGAAGGUCGAGAGGGCAGCAUUAUUGUGGAGCUGCUCAAACAAGCUUCUGUCCCGCUCUGCAUGCUCAUCACGUGGCUGUUGUCCAUGUGGACGUGGAUCUGCAUCAUCCGCAUCUUCAGCUGGUACCCACUCCGCUUCCUGGGCAGUAAACUGUCCACAUGUGUCCAACUCAACUAUAGAACCGAACACAUGAGGACUAUCAGCUCAACCAAACCAGCUGCAGGACACUCACCCUUCAUGAGAAAAGCCAACAUCGUGGUGUCAAUCUUGGUGGACGUGGCUCUCGGCCUGCUGCUCAUCUCUUGGCUCUACAGAGACAACCACAUCACCAUGUUAGCAAACAUGCUGGUGCCCGCGGCAGAUCAUGUGGCCAAAGAGCUGGAUGAGCUGCUGCAGUGGCUGAUGGGAGCUCCUGCUGGGCUGAAGAUGAAUCGGGCCCUGGAUCAGGUUCUGGGACGCUUCUUCCUCUACCACAUUCACCUGUGGAUCAGCUACAUCCACCUGAUGUCUCCGUUCGUUGAGGGGAUCCUCUGGUACGGGGGCCUGUCCGCCUGCCUGGGCCUGACCUUUGCCCUCUCGCUGCUCUCAGAUAUGGUGGCCCUCCUCACCUUGCAUAUCUACUGCUUCUAUGUCUACGGAGCCAGAUUGUACUGUCUCAAGAUCUACGGCCUCUCGUCUCUCUGGAGGCUCUUCAGAGGGAAGAAAUGGAACGUCCUGCGUCAGAGAGUGGAUUCCUGCUCCUAUGACCUGGACCAGCUCUUCAUUGGAACACUGCUCUUCACCAUCCUGCUCUUCCUGCUUCCCACAACAGCGCUCUACUACCUAGUCUUCACUCUGUUGCGGUUGCUGGUGGUGCUUCUCCAGGGUGUCCUCCACCUCAGUGUGGAUUUCCUCAACUCCUUCCCGCUGUUCGCUAUGGCCCUCCGCAUCUGUCGGUCCUACAGACUGGCAGAAGGUGUAAAGUUCCGGGUCCUGUGUGAAGAACCUGGUACGGCCCUUCACCUAAUGAUGGAGAUUAACCCUCUGAAGUGCAGCACAGUGGUUCAGACCUACCGCACUCCCACUUACAGCUGUUACCCAAAAGACUCAUGGGCAGCGCUGGUCAAGAAACUCUUUGUCGGGGAGCUGAUUUACCCCUGGAGACACAAAACCACCAAGACUGACUAAGAGACACUCACCAGAUGCGUGCGCGUGCGUGCCUGCGUGCGUGCGUGCGUGCGUGCGUGCGUGCGUGCGUGCGUGCGUGCGUGCGUGUGUGUGUGUGUGGUAGAGGUGAGGGAAGGACGGAAAGGGAAGAGACUGAAUAAAUAGUGAGAUGGAAACAGACAGAUGGAGGCAGAGGUGAAACUAGAACAAAGACCUGUCGGUUACAUGGAAGGACGUCAGUGAGAAAGAUUUAACUGCCAAGUAUUCAAACGUUUAAUUCUCUGAAAUCGUGUUUUAGAGCAUAAGGAUGUCAAACACAAGAUUUAAACCGGAAGUAAUUGUAUCCUUCCGUAAUUAUAAAAUUAUUUCCAGUGUACAUGGUAAACAAAUCCUUUUUUUAAUGAUUUUUAAUUGUAGUAAAAACAUUCCCUUUAAAUGACUAAAUAUAUUUAUUAGAAAUCAGUCUCAAUGAGUAAACAGGCAACUGAAAGCUGACUGUAAAUGGUACUUUUCCAAGGACACCUUGAUUUCUUCAGCUCACGACUAAAAUACAGAACAACAGCAGAAAAAAACAGUUUUUUAAUAUGUUGGAAUAUGAAGAAAAAAUAUAAUAACAACUUUAUUUAAAAAUCUGCAGAUAAAAUACAAAGGUGUCUUACCACUCUUAAAUGAUUUGAAAAGAGUUUAGAUGUUUUUCACUUUGAUUUGUUAAAUUCUUUGUAUGACAAGCAAAUAUACAGCAUUUAGUUCACGCUAUAGACAUCUGAGCUCUUAAAUAUUAAGGGAGACCUAUGAUGAUUUUCAGUAUUUUCUUGUAUCGCCCAGUGCUUAGUGUGUAAUAUAGAUUUUUUUUUUCCUCAAUGUAAAUGUUUGGCAGAGUUAAACAGCCCAAAGUCUAAAGAGGGAUCCCCUCCACCACAGAAAACACUGAACCUCCUGAAAGACCUCACCAGCAGUCCAGACCACACUACAGCAUCAUUGUGAUUUCUGGCAUGCCCCCUUACACAGCCAGGUCAGAAGAUGACAUUGCCUUUCGCACUGGAAGUGGUUGACCAAUCACAACAUAGUGGGCCAUGGGCAUUGAGAUCAAGUGGCAGAAGUGAACAGCCUGGGUCAACUUACACACCAGAAUCCUACUUCAGGGAUUUGUGUAUUAACUGCACUGAGUGUGUAGAUAUAUUUAACUGUUUAACUGGACUAACUGAUUUUUAAUAUUAUUUUAAAUACAUUUUUUUAUUCUUAAGAGUUGUGUUCAAAAAGCAUUAUUUAUGUUUUAGGUUUAUUUGUUGCCUUAUCUCUCAAUUUUACUUUGAGAAAUGAAUGUGGCUCUUGAGAGUCAGUUAGAGAUAGAAAUGAACUUUAUGGGUUAUGAUAUAAGGCAAAUUAACUGAUUCAACUUUUGACUGUUUUUAAUUUAUUUGUGACUAUUCCUUAAUCUUAAUUAAAUUAAUUGUGUUCUUAUUAUUAAAUCCUCCAAUGAUAUAAAUCCAAUGUAUUAAAUGUUAUAUUGUCAUUUAAUAAAAUCAUUUAAUAUUA
Molecule: messenger RNA, 3466 nt
Organism: Platichthys flesus (European flounder)
Lineage: Eukaryota; Metazoa; Chordata; Actinopteri; Pleuronectiformes; Pleuronectidae
Gene: pigq
Product: phosphatidylinositol glycan anchor biosynthesis, class Q
Exons: 14
Coding region: 158-1951 (597 amino acids)
Biological process (GO): GPI anchor biosynthetic process
Cellular component (GO): membrane; endoplasmic reticulum
Source: RefSeq, a predicted model, not a curated record